UCACUUCUUGGACGACCGUGACCACCACCGAACCCAUUUGGAUAAAUUCCCACACCUCGCUCUUUCUUUUUAUAUCUAAAUAUCUUGCCCACCUCCCGGCCGUGCAGAAAAGACAACGCCCCACCCUCUUCACUCCUCUCACCCCUUCGUUCCAGGGCUUGAAUCAAGCCCUAAACCUCUCCUUCCUUCCGGUACCCCAUUGAAAUCCUAAGAAGUCAUUAGCAAUCCAAAUCCAUGGACGUCGACAACUGGGAUCUGGAGGCGGUAGUGAGGGGUUGCUGCUUCAGAAGACCAUCAACGAGGACCACAUCGACGGCGACGAUGACAGAUCCCUUCUCUUCCUUCGCUUCUCUAGUCCUAAAGGGGGAACAAGGAGAUGGAGAAAAAGACCACCUUUUUGGCUUUCCUGACAUCAUGGACACGGAAACCGCUUUCCGUGACCUGGAAGAUCUCUGCAAGCCCUUCUUCCACACACCCCAUCAGCAACCAUCACAGCAGCAAUCCCAGCUCUUCCCACAGCAAAGUAGACCAUCCUCCUCUCCUGCCGUGGCCGAUCCUUGUCAAACCCAGCAACAGUGGAGUCCGCCUCAACGGCCAUUAGAAGCUAACACCCCUCGUUCCAGAAGAAGGAAGAACCAGCAAAAAAGGGUGGUCCGCCAUGUCCCCGCCGACGGCCUCUAUUCCGACAUGUGGGCUUGGCGCAAAUACGGCCAGAAACCCAUCAAAGGCUCCCCAUAUCCACGGGGAUAUUAUAGGUGCAGUAGCUCGAAAGGGUGCUUGGCGAGGAAGCAGGUGGAAAGGAGCCGGACCGACCCAGCGAUGCUGGUCGUCACCUACACCGCCGACCACGACCACCCCCUUCCCACGCACCGCAACUCUCUCGCCGGAAGCACCCGCCAGAAGCUCCCCCCUCCCCCGGCGCCCGCCGCCACCUCCCCUUCCGCCUCAGGCGGCGGCCAAGACGGGGACCGGAUGCCGCCCUUCAGCACACCGUCAUCGUGCGUGGAGGACGAGCACCUCCGGCAGCGGAAGGGCGAGGAGGAGGAAGACGAGGAGGAAGAGGAGGUGUUAACUGUGGCAGACAUAGAGAUGGUGGGGGAGGAGGACGUGCUCUUCUGGGAGUUUGAACAGGGCGGUGGGCGGAGGGGCGUGGGCGCCAGGGAGUUGCCGGCCAUCUCGGGCUUCUACGCUGACGAAGGUGGCUAUGCGGAUCAUUUCUUUGCUUCCACUUGGAUGGCAAACAGCAACGCUGCGGCGGCAGCUUGGGGUAGUUAGACAAGCAAAUUAGAGAGAGGCUUGGAAGCAUCGGAGCCUGAUGCUUGCCAGAAUUACAGCGUUCUCACUGUUUUGAUAUUUUUGGCCUUUUGCUGUCUAGUGGGAAAGAGACAAAAAUAUCUCGCGAUGCUCUCUUUUUAUCUAAUAUCUCCAAAGUCUAGCUACGUGGUAACUGGUAUUAAUCAAAGCAUGAUGAUGACCUGCCGAAUAAUCUUUUCCUCCAGCUCCUAAUGUUUCUUCCUUGUAGUAUUUGUACUUUAAUUAUAUUAAAAGAUUAGUUACGUAUAUUGAUUGUGGCGAUGGGCGUUUGAUUUCGAUAAA
Molecule: messenger RNA, 1596 nt
Organism: Elaeis guineensis (African oil palm)
Lineage: Eukaryota; Viridiplantae; Streptophyta; Magnoliopsida; Arecales; Arecaceae
Product: WRKY transcription factor 22
Biological process (GO): regulation of DNA-templated transcription
Cellular component (GO): nucleus
Molecular function (GO): DNA-binding transcription factor activity; transcription cis-regulatory region binding
Source: RefSeq, a predicted model, not a curated record